AUGACUCACAGACAUGGAAUAUGGACCUUGAGUGUAUUUGGAGAUAGUGCAGCGAUGUUCAAGGGGGGCAAAAAAGUAUAUAAAUCAUGGCUUGAGGCCAUACAUCUGUUAUUCCAAGACCUUUCUUUGUAUCUCAAGAUCAAUCAAUUCCUAUCACCGCUACUCUUUUUAUCUACUAUUGAAAUACAAAGAUACUCCAAUACGAUGCUAAAUAUAGCUGCGACAAAUGAGGCGCAUUUCAAUGCCGCUGCUUCGACAUACGAAACUCGUUUCGCAGAAGCCCUUCGAAUUAUUGGCAACGAAGUUGGAGAACGCUCCAGAUGGAUUUACCCGCAAUGGGGUGAUACGACUGGCGAUGUCAAGCCAUUCAGGAUGCUUGACUAUGCAUUGCUACCUCAUGUUUCGGAAGCCAUUGGAAUUGACAUUUCCCAAAACAUGGUUGAAGAAUAUAACAAAAACAUUGCUGCCCUGGGGUUACCAACAAACAAAAUGUUUGCUAAAAAGGGAAAUCUGCUGUCAGAUAAGCCGUCUGAGGGAUUCUCUGAGCCAGAAUAUUUUAAUUUCGACCUGGUAAUCAUCGGGUUUGCUCUCCAUCAUUUCAAGUCCCCCGACCUUGCUAUGAAGAGGCUUGUUGAAAGACUAGCACCUGGUGGGAUCUUGGUAGUGCUGGACUUCAUAGAGCACUCGAUCGAAGUUGAACAUGGAGUUACAGCUUCUGGUUUUGGCCCUGACCUAAGACGGCAAUUUGAAGACGCCGGUGUUGGGGACGGGUUUGAUUACGUGUUACCAGAUAGAGGAGUCAUGCAUGGAAAGCCUCCUAAGGAGCUGCGGUAUUUCCUCGCUCGUGGGGAACGCCCGAAGAGUGUCACAACACAGAGCUAG
Molecule: messenger RNA, 882 nt
Organism: Trichophyton benhamiae CBS 112371
Lineage: Eukaryota; Fungi; Ascomycota; Eurotiomycetes; Onygenales; Arthrodermataceae
Exons: 3
Coding region: 1-882 (293 amino acids)
Source: RefSeq, a predicted model, not a curated record